AUGAGGCGAGUAAUUUUGUCUGGCAACAGAGCAUUGAGUUACAGUGCUGCUUGUCACGGCUACGAUUUGUUUAAACUCAAAGAGGUGGUCUUGAACUCGAGCGCCCCGGCAGUGAAGACCUCAUCGGUAGAAAAUGAGGUCAACUUGGGUGAACUCGCCAACCCAUCCAAAUCUGGUGGCAGUAAGAAGAAGGAUGUUACACGCUCUUCGUUGAGACCAAAGUGGGCUAGUCUGAACUACUCAAUGAAUGAAGGGUAUGUGAAACCAACAGCUCUUCAACUGGCCUCAAGUAACCGUUUCUUUAAUACUGUCAAUGCGAAGUAUGAAUGGAGCGUGAAUCAGUUCACCGAUAUUCCAAGUGAGAAAGCUAGAAUGAAGGUUGCUGAACGAGAAGAGAUUGGCAUUGCUUUGCCGGAGUCCUCCAAGAAUAAAAUGUACAAAGGUAGAACAGGAGUGCCAUUUGAGCUGAUUAAUGGGCUGCCCGAGGUUGUCUUUCUGGGACGGUCUAACGCCGGGAAAUCUACUAUUCUGAACAGUUUAACUACGCAGCUUAAGCAGAGACGGCUGGUGGAGGCAGCUAAGACAUCCAAGAAGGCCGGGUUUACCAAAACGCUGAACUGUUUCAACAUCGGUAAAAAGUUCAGGCUUAUAGACACGCCAGGGUAUGGCCACAAUAGCACCGAUUUACAAGGAACAAUGACAAUGGACUAUCUGGAGAAUCGAAAAGAGUUGGUGCGAUGUUACCUGCUGAUCUCUGGGAAUCAAGGUUUUGCACAAUCGGACUAUGACAUUAUAGAAGCUUUGAUGGCGAUAGGCAGACCGUUCGAUCUUAUAUUCACGAAAAUGGAUAAAGUGGUCCAUCUCAGCACAGUUAUGAGGUACAUCGAUGACAAAGGUAUUAGACAUUUACCGAGUUUGCCCAAACUAAUAUUUACUAACUCGGUUGUUUCUCAAGAGUGCCCGAAGCGUUACGGUAUUGACUAUCUCAGGUACAGUAUAUUAGAGAAUUGCGCGUUACUGUAA
Messenger RNA from Huiozyma naganishii CBS 8797, 1023 nucleotides. It is a transcript of the gene MRX8, whose product is annotated as translation initiation/elongation factor MRX8. The coding region runs from base 1 to 1023 and encodes 340 amino acids. The record is from RefSeq and is a predicted model, not a curated record. Gene Ontology annotation, molecular function: GTP binding. Gene Ontology annotation, cellular component: mitochondrion. Lineage: Eukaryota; Fungi; Ascomycota; Saccharomycetes; Saccharomycetales; Saccharomycetaceae. The transcript has a single exon.